Zasmidium cellare ATCC 36951 is the source of this 579-nucleotide messenger RNA. RefSeq lists its product as uncharacterized. The record is from RefSeq and is a predicted model, not a curated record. The coding region runs from base 1 to 579 and encodes 192 amino acids. The transcript is spliced from 2 exons. Lineage: Eukaryota; Fungi; Ascomycota; Dothideomycetes; Mycosphaerellales; Mycosphaerellaceae.
AUGACCCGCCGCAUCGUCUACGGCGUCUCCCUCUGGAUCUUCCUCGGCGCCGCCGCCUGCACCAUCGCCGCCAUCGCCCUCCCCAACUGGGUCUCCUACACCGCGCCCACCACCCACCACCCCAUCCGCCUCACCUACGGCCUCCACAAGCGCUGCUCGAGCAUAACCGGAGAAUGCACGAAGUUCCCGGACGACUGCGUGGGCGACCAGAGGGAUUUCUGUAGUGUAUGGAGGAGUACGGGGUUUUUUAUGAACUUCAGCGUGGUGCUGGAGUUGGCGGUGUUGGUUGCGUAUAUUACGAUACUUGUUGGGGGGAGGGCGACGAGGGAGAGUGGGUGGAAGGUUUUGGCGGGGUUGUUGGGGGUUGUGGCUGUUGGAGAGUGUAUUGCUAUGUCGCUUGUGGCACACCUUUACGAGAACGAUAGCCGCUUCUUUGUUGGCUGGGAAUUGGACAAGUCCUUCGUCCUCUGCAGUGUGAGCUGGUCUGUGCUGGCUAUCAAUGCAUUGGGUGUUGUAUUGGCUGCGUUCAUAUUACCUCCCGAGGACGACUACGAACCCAUUCCCGAACCGAGAUCGUAG